Molecule: messenger RNA, 1403 nt
Organism: Gekko japonicus
Lineage: Eukaryota; Metazoa; Chordata; Lepidosauria; Squamata; Gekkonidae
Gene: GPR39
Product: G protein-coupled receptor 39
Exons: 2
Coding region: 1-1392 (463 amino acids)
Biological process (GO): G protein-coupled receptor signaling pathway
Cellular component (GO): membrane
Molecular function (GO): G protein-coupled receptor activity
Source: RefSeq, a predicted model, not a curated record
AUGGCAACACAAAAUGACCAACUGGAUUGUUGGGAUAUCAUUGAUGACAGCCAUAUUCCGGAGUUUGAAAUGGCUCAGUGGAUCAAGAUCACCCUCGCACUGCUCUACGUCGUCAUCUUUGUGGCAGGCAUCUUGGGCAACAGCAUCACCAUCCACACCACCAGAGUGCUACAGAAGAAAGGUUACCUGCAAAAGGAAGUUACAGACCACAUGGUCAGUCUGGCCUGUUCAGAUCUGCUGGUCAUCUUGCUGGGAAUGCCUGUGGAAUUCUUCAGCAUGAUAUGGAGGCCGUUUUCUACUCCUCAAGGUGAUCUAGCUUGUAAGCUGUACUGCUUCAUUUUUGAGGCCUGCAGCUAUGCUACAGUGCUGCAUGUGGCGACUCUAAGCUUUGAAAGAUACAUUGCCAUUUGCCACCCUUUCAAGUUCAAAGCUACAUCCAGAACCUGUAAAGUGAAAAUCCUUAUUGCCUUUGUCUGGAUUACAUCAGUCUUGGUAGCCCUUCCUCUCCUCUUUUCCAUGGGCACUGAAUACCCCUUAGAAGGCAUCCAGGGACAUCGUGGGUUGGUUGCCUGCAGUAAACCCCAAGGGAGGUACCACAUGCCUGUUCUGAAGUUAAAUGUGACUAUCUGCACCAGUUUAUCCUCCAAAUGGAAAUUCUUCCAGACUGGUAUCUUCACUGCCUUGAUUGUGUACAUUCUGGUGUUGGCGUCUGUAGCUUUUAUGUGCCGGAAAAUGAUGAAAACCCUGAUGCUCCCCAAACAAGGCACCUUAGUGGUAAAAGCAGAGCGGGAGAGCCAACACCAGUACCUAAGGAAAACUGAAAAUCCAGACAGCAGAAGUUCCAGGAAACAGACUAUCCUCUUUCUAGGCUUGAUUGUUGCAACUCUAGCAAUAUGCUGGCUGCCAAAUCAAGUUCGAAGGAUCAUGGCUGCUGCUAGACCUAAGCAGGACUGGACUGUCUCCUACUUCAGAGUGUAUAUCACCCUCCUCCCCAUAGCUGAUGUCUUCUUCUAUCUCAGCUCGGUAGUGAACCCACUCCUGUACAAUAUCUCCUCCCAGCAGUUCCGGAAUGUCUUUGUUCAGGUCCUCCGUUGUCGUCUGACAUUAGAACAUGCCAACAAACAGAAGCUUUUAAGAGCCAAUCUGAAUUCUGUAGCUGGCAGCAGCCGCUCCCACCGCCCGUUGAUCUUCAUGUCAUCUAGGCGCAAGUCUUCUACCAAUACCGGUAACAAGGUUUCCUUAAGUACUUUUCAGAGUGAGACCAAGCCUGACUGCAGUUCGCAAAAACUGAAUCUUGAAUCGUUGGAGCUGAAUGUGAAAGUGAUGUCACUGGAGGCCAGCAGAGACCCCAGUCCUACCAACCAGAAUGGCCUUUGUGAACUUGAACUGUGAAUCCAUAUAAA